Molecule: messenger RNA, 2328 nt
Organism: Coccidioides posadasii C735 delta SOWgp
Lineage: Eukaryota; Fungi; Ascomycota; Eurotiomycetes; Onygenales; Onygenaceae
Gene: RAM2
Product: CAAX geranylgeranyltransferase alpha subunit
Biological process (GO): protein farnesylation; protein geranylgeranylation
Cellular component (GO): CAAX-protein geranylgeranyltransferase complex; cytoplasm; protein farnesyltransferase complex
Molecular function (GO): CAAX-protein geranylgeranyltransferase activity; protein farnesyltransferase activity
Source: RefSeq, a predicted model, not a curated record
CUGAAUAAGCCUGCUUUCAUUGAUAGGAUCGCUCGCGACGUAACAAAAGACAAGCAUGGGCAAAUAUUCUUCUUCUCCCCUCUGGUCCUCGCUCACGCCCAUCCCCCUGGACGAUGGGGCAAAGUACUAUGCUCAGGGCUCUGGCUCCGGCGAAGACGGAGACGAAACAUACCCUUUGGCCACAAUCACAUACACUGAGGACUAUGCUGAGGCCACAGCCUAUCUGAGAGGCGUGAUGGCUGCCAAUGAGAUGUCGGAGAGAGCGCUGGAGCUGACGGCGGAUGUGAUUAUGCUGAAUCCAGCCCAUUAUACUGUGUGGUUAUACAGAGCUAAGAUAAUCCAAGCACUCAAGAAGGAUCUCCGCGAGGAGAUUGCAUGGUUAAACAAGAUCUCGCUCAAACACUUGAAGAACUAUCAGAUAUGGCAUCAUCGUCAACUGAUCAUGUCAGACCGCGAAACCUUUCCUGAUCUUCCUGAAUCAGAGCAGGACUUCCUUGGCCAAAUGUUUUCCCUGGAUUCUAAAAAUUACCACGUUUGGACAUAUCGUCACUGGCUCGUGCGACAUUUUGCCCUCUGGGACUGUCCGCGCGAACUGAGCGAUGUCGAAAAUCUGAUCGAUUCGGAUGUCCGGAACAACUCGGCGUGGAAUCAUCGCUGGGUUCUGAAAUUCGGUCCGCGAGGAGACAAGUUUGACUCUGGCAUGCCGAACCCUACUGACCAGAGUGGUAACCGUGGGCGCCUUGAAAUCGCCGACGAGGACCUUGUAGACACCGAGAUAGAAUACGCAAAGAGCAAGAUCGUCCUUGCCCCAGAAAACAGGAGCCCCUGGGCUUAUGUGCGAGGGGUGCUUCACGCAGCAGGCCGACCGAUGGCGGAACUGAAGACGUUCGCGUCCAGGUUCGUCGUUGAGGAGGUUCAAGACGGUGAGACUAUCGACUAUCAGGUUAAAAGCAGCCUAGCCAUGGAAUGGUUAGCGGAUGCUUUCGCUGAAGAAGCCAAAGAGGGAUACAAGACAGAGACUGCGAAGUACAAGAUCGAGGCGGUUAAGAUGCUGACUUUAUUGAAGGAGAAGUAUGAUCCUAUUCGGAAAAAUUAUUGGGAUUAUCGGAUUCACAUGAUCAAGAAUCACUGAUGUGGAUUGUUCUUUUGACCCUUUUUUUUUUCUCUCUUUUUCUCGUUUUUCGACGAGCAAUCUUUUGAUCCGCAAGCACUGUCUAAUCUAUGACGCCCGUUGGGUACAAUGCCAAAAAUCAACGUAUCGUUAAGUUAGAAUUCUUCCCACCCUCGAAAACGCCUUACAUCCCAUCGCCAGAAUAUCAAAACAGGUAGUAAACAUAGCCACAUUGGACAGUAGUGCAUUAAAUCAUACAGCGGUCACCUGGGUAAAGCUCUGUCAUGCAAGAAUGCCAUUUUCAGCCCCCCAUCCCUCAUCGAGUUUCUGCCGCCAUUCCCCUGCCAUCUGCAAUGAGACAUUGCUUCCUCCACAUACGACAAUGACGACACGAGUAUCGGGGCCAAAGUUGGGGAUCAAUCGGCUAAGAUACGAUUGAACGUCCGUUGCUUCGGUGCCGUAAUCGUUCAGGUUAUUAUUGACGGCCUUAUGGGCACCAUUCACGCGCUUCUCUGGGCUCUUGCGGGUCCACGGUGUUGGGCCAAGCGCUGCUUCAACGCAUAAGCCGCAGGCCAGUUCAACCAGCAGUUUCUGCUCCUCGGCCAAUCUCAAUACACCCUUUGCAGCAUCUGCGUCUUGUAGAACCAACGUGUGCACCUUGACCCCGGCCGGCGGGUACAGGGCAUUAUCUAGAGUUCGUUGAGCAACGCGGAUGGCCCCUAGGGACGUAGCAAGCGAUGUUAUGCCCGGCAGCGAGACCAGUGAACGUUUGGCGACUGCCUGGGCCAGGGCAUCGGCACCAUGUGUCUCCGUUGCGAUGAUGUGGAUAUCCUUUCCUGUCUCGGCGGAGUUGCUGUAUGUGGAGCCGGCCCUGGCUUUGCCGUACAUUUGUUCUUGGCGCUCGAUGCCCUGGAUGAUGCCGUUCAUGAGUCCGCCACCGCCGACGCUGCAGAUGAUCCCAUCGAUGGGGAGGACUUCGUCUUCAAAUUCUCCAAUUCCCAUCUCGUGCUCGCGCGGAGGCAUCUGGUACGCGAGUUCAUCGACCAUUGUACUAACACCCUCCCAGAUCUUCUCGUGGUCAAACGGAUGUAACGCGAUCGGGACGACCGGCUUAGCAUCGCCGUUCUCUGCUGGCCUUCCCCGAAGUGAGUCCAUGAUGGCUCUCAUCUCGAUCGAUGCUUCAUCGAGAUUUGCACCAUGUUGCGCGACUGUGGCGC